AUGCCGUGGCGAAAACCCCCCCGCGUUAAUUUCGAAGAGCAGGCCGAGUAUCGGUGGCCGUUUUGGAAGCUUGGCCUGCAAGAAGACGACCUCUUUGGAGACCUCCACGAGCGUUUCAACACUGUUCCCAUGUUCAUCCAAGACCCCGACGCCUUUCACCACGACGUCAACGAGAUCGCACACCAGGCUCUUGACAAAGAAGACUUUUACGCACGUCUCCAGAAGAGGAGAGAUCAGAGGGUGGAAGAACUACUGGACAUGGAAAACAAAAUCGGGGCAUUACAUCUCUCAGGCUACAACCGACUCACCGACGAUCAACGGUUCCAUCGUCUACGCCUCGAGUGCUUUGCGAGCCUUGAUUGUCUUGUCGCAUUUUGCGCGUCGUUCCUUACACCCAACGAAAAGGGCAUGAAGCCAUCUUUGGGUCAGUUCGGUGCUGCCGCUUGGUCAGGAAGACAGGCUAACCUAAUCACAGACAUCUUCCUCAGAUCCGAAGAGCGCAAAGCCCGAAGCACGCUAUUCAAAGGCCUAGCUGCCAGCCUGAAUUCCUCGACCCCCGAUUCCCGCGAUUUAGGACAUGCCGAUUUGCCUCCGUCACCACCAGAAGGUGAUGGAGAGUGCCCGCCUUCGACAACAUUGGGAAGAGACUCGACAUCGCUGCCGCCCGAACCAUGUGCACCUGAGACGCCCAUAAGACGAAAGAGGAAACACUCUGUGGACUUUGAUGCCGACGACUCGCCGCAAGUGAAGCGCCCGCGCCCGGAAUCUAUCGACGACCUGGAACACGAUGAGGCAGAUACAUCCGGCGUUUCGGAAGAGACGAAUCGUGAAGAUGAUGUCUCCGAAUUCUCUUCCCAACGCAACGAGCAUAGCGCAGACAAUGCUGUCGGCCAAAACACGGCCAUACCGCCAAUCCCCGAUCCCCGGCCAUAUUUAUCUCCCGUUUGCCCAAAACUCGCAGUUGAACAAGCCUCCCCGCAAUCUCCGUCGCGCUCCGACAACAAGACGGGGCAAUCGAGUAACCAGGAUCCUAGUUCGACUCGACCAUCAACGAAACAUUAUACACCAGAACCAAGCAUUGGAGAGAACACCGUAUCACCUCAAAGAAGGAGUGACCGAAUAUCAGCCCGAUCCGCAACAAGAGAACUGAAAACAUGA
Messenger RNA from Fusarium falciforme, 1158 nucleotides. RefSeq lists its product as hypothetical. Bases 1 to 1158 code for a protein of 385 amino acids. The transcript has a single exon. Lineage: Eukaryota; Fungi; Ascomycota; Sordariomycetes; Hypocreales; Nectriaceae. The record is from RefSeq and is a predicted model, not a curated record.